Oncorhynchus nerka (sockeye salmon) is the source of this 2761-nucleotide messenger RNA. Its product is annotated as P2X purinoceptor 3-like. The coding region runs from base 103 to 1314 and encodes 403 amino acids. The record is from RefSeq and is a predicted model, not a curated record. Gene Ontology annotation, cellular component: plasma membrane; nuclear inner membrane. Gene Ontology annotation, molecular function: purinergic nucleotide receptor activity; extracellularly ATP-gated monoatomic cation channel activity; ATP binding. Gene Ontology annotation, biological process: calcium ion transmembrane transport; response to ATP. NCBI's taxonomy places the organism in Eukaryota, Metazoa, Chordata, Actinopteri, Salmoniformes, Salmonidae. The transcript is spliced from 12 exons.
UAAAGGCUCUCACUCACAUACUUCUAAAGAAACUGAUGCAAAAUACACUUAUCGCUGUAGCUGUCUCUCAUAUAGACACAUGCACACAACCCAGUUCUCAGGAUGCCUAAGAUAUGGGCUUUUAUUACGGAUUUCUUCACCUACGGGACGACCAAGUCGGUGGUGGUGAAGAGCAGGUCUGUUGGAAUCAUCAACCGCGUCGUACAACUACUCAUCAUCAUCUACUUCCUAUGUUGGGUCUUUUAUCACGAAAAGGCGUACCAGGUGAGAGACUCGGGCAUCGAGUCUUCGGUCAUGACCAAGGUGAAGGGCUUCGGUUACCAUAACAACCGUGUGAUGGAUGUGGCGGACUAUGUCGCCCCUACACAGGGUACUGCAGUGUUCUGCAUCAUCACCAAGCUCAUCAUCACAGAGAACCAGUUCCAAGGAUUCUGCCCGGAGAGUGAAAGCAAGUACAAGUGUGACACGGAUGAAGAGUGCGACAAGUAUUUGGGGAGCUCCACUGGAAACGGAAUAAUAACUGGUGCCUGUGUGAACUCCUCUAAAGGACGAUACUGUGAGAUGCAGGGUUGGUGCCUUGCAGAGGACGACAAAGUCCACAUGCAACCAAUGAUGGAAGUGGAAAACUUCACCAUCUUCAUCAAGAACAGUAUCCGCUUCCCUAUGUUCAACGUUACCAGAGGGAACUUCCCAUCAUCCCUGAAUGCGACUUAUAUCAGGAGCUGUACGUAUGACCCGGAGCACAACCUCCACUGUCCCAUCUUCAAGGUGGGAGAAGUGCUGCGCUACACAGGACAGAACUUCUCCACCAUCGCUCAGACAGGUGGAGAGAUUGCGAUCAACAUUGAAUGGCAGUGUAAUCUGGAUGAGUCAGAAGAGAGAUGUGAACCACACUACUCCUUUACGCGGCUUGAUGCUGUGUUUCAGAAGAAUGGCAUCGCUAAGGGAUACAACUUCAGAUUUGCCAAAUAUUACAAAAAUGAGAAUGGGACGGAGUUCCGCACUCUCCACAAGGCCUACGCCAUCCGCUUUGACAUCCUAGUCACUGGCCUCGCAGGGAAGUUCAACACAGUUCCUACUCUGAUCAACGUAGUGGCAGCCUUUACCUCCAUGGGAUUGGGUACGGUCCUCUGUGACAUCAUUCUUCUGAACUUCCUGAAGGGGGCAGACCAAUACAAAGCCAAGAAAUUUGAGGAGGUCUCUGAGUCACAGAUACAGAUAUUACUCUCUCUCAGCCAGCUGUCAAUCCAACCAGAGGAGAAGAUUUCAGACGACUCGGGAACUGUCUCCCUCUGCCUGGACCAGCAGCUUUGAGUGGUUUGAGGCAGGGUUUGUUAGAAGUUAAUAGGGAUUUAUUUGUAUUUCUUUUUUUUAAUCUCCUAGUAGUACAGAAUUAGGCAAACCAUGAUUGAUGGCACACUCCAUCACAGUAGGUGGCAGCGUGCACCUUAACAUUUUGUUUGAGGACUGCCAUUAUACCGAAGAAGAAGGAGGAGAAGAAGAAGAAGAAGAAAAAGAAGCUUUGAGUGACAGUCCACAUCAACCCAACGGCAUAGUGGAAGUUCCUGCCACACUUCCUUAGUUCAUCAGCAGCUGUUGAUAUGUUCCAUGUUCAUGUGGGUGAAGCAGUGGUGAUUUUAGCAUGUAAAUCUUGGUGGGGCAAACUCCCCAAAUUGUUUUUAGAUGCAUGCCAGCAAAGACACUACACAACACUAAACAAUACAUGAAUUACACUAUAACGGCGACAAGCGGUGCCCACAAACUGUUAGGGCCUACAUAAAGCUGUCCCAACAGCAGAGCUUUCUUUCCAGCACAAUGGAGUGAAUCCUUACCACCACUACACCUGCCUAUCAGCGGAGCCUUGUCUGGCAACGAAACAAUUCAUUCAGCCUUGUUUACUGCCUUUUUAAAAAACAUAGCUGAUAAAACAAAUGUGGUUUCUACUGACAAUUAAGACGUCCAAACUAUGGCAUACGGGAACAACGAGCAGAUAAUAGGUAUUCCGUCAUUUCGAUUAAGACAUUAAUGAGCAAGCGGCGAUGGAUGUAGUCAACAUAACUAUGUGUUCAGCACUUUUGAAAUGUACAGCGGCAGAAUGCAGAAGAUGGGCUGCUCUUACAGUAUUUUCCCUGUACACCAAGUCAGAACUGUAGGAUAAAUGAAGGGGGCAUAUAAGCAGACCAUGAAACCUCUUACAAUAUUAGAUGAUGACAUUUCUCAAAAAUAGGUUAUAGGCGACAUGUGCAGCACCACCGAAACAGAACAGUAGCGUUAGGCGAAAUUAGAGGUGAAAAUAGACCAAAUUAUUAGGGUGAUGAACAUGGGCUACUAACAGCUUACGACACAACAUACACUUAGUAUUACUUCCUUAGCUAUAGUAUACAUAGCUCCCUUGCAUAUUACAUCAUUUAUGCAGCAGCAUACAAAGAAUUUUUGGACUCAACUUGGCUUGUGAUGUGCUCACUUAAACAUGAAGGUGGCAUGGCGUUUUUGUCAUCAAACUUUGUCAUCAAAGUCUGGCAUUCUUUGGAUUUAUGGUGGGAAAUCACAGCCACUCCAUUGAAUAGCUGGCUACUGGUUGCGUUGCAAUGCUUGCAGUUAGGCACUGAUUCCUUCCAAACAACUCAUUGUUGAAUUUGAGAUUUCUAGCUUGUUGUGUAAUGUUUAUGUCCAAUGGCCGAUGAGCACCGAUACGUUUUAUCUAUAAUUACUCUUCAUUAUUUCUCUUCAUAUGACAAGGAUUAAAAAGGAUUUGCCAGUA